CUCUCUCUCUCUCUCUACUUACCUUAAAUAGUUAAAUUCCUCUACUUUGACCCCCACUUUCCCUCCCACCUCCCAAACACCGUCCACCAACCUAAAAAAUGUCCGGCGGCAUCGGCCCCUCCGGCGACAUACUCCUGCCCCAGGACGAAGGCAAGUACAAGCAGGCCCAAGACUCCAACCGCCCCCAAUUCUCCAAAGACUCACCCACCCUCCAGCCCCGCCGUGGCAUCUUCACUUUCCGGCAUCUCAACGCCGCCGCCGCCGCCGUUGUCCUCUCUGCCAGCGGCAUGGUCAGCCUCGAAGACUUCGCCUUUGUUCUCUUCUCCUUCAUCUACAUGCACGCCAUGGCGAAGGUCGCCUUCCCGAAUCCCAACUCUUUCUCCGACCCACCGGUCUUCGGCGAAAACAACAAGCUCUUGGGCCUCUACGUCUCCAUCGCCGCCGUGAUCGGGCUGUUUCUUCCGAUAGCCUACAUCUUCGGCGGCAUCUUUGCGGGCGACAAAGAGGGCAUCAAAGCCGCGGCUCCCCACGUUUUCCUGCUGGCCAGUCAGGUGUUCAUGGAGGGCGUGGCCUUCUCCGGCGGGUUCUCGCUGCCGAUCCGGGUUUUCGUGCCGGUUUUCUACAACUCCCGCCGGAUUUUCAGCAUUGCGGAGUGGCUGAGGGCUGAGAUAUCCAAAGCCGACGAGCAGCACAGCGGCGGAACCAGGCGACUGUACAUUGGGAGAGGCCUUGCAGUGGCCAACAUGGCUCUUUGGUGCUUCAAUCUCUUUGCUUUUCUGUUGCCUGUUUAUCUGCCAAAGGCUUUCAAGAAGUACUACUCUGAUCACAAGGUCAAAGGGGCAAAAGGGCAGUAGAAGUGAUUGUUUUGCAAGCUUUAGUUUGUUGCUUUUGGAGCUGUUUUAGUUUGCUGGGGAGCAGCAGAUUGUAAGUUGUGUUAUAUUGUGGAUCUGGGUUUUAAAAUGUGGUGGUAUAUUGGCUUUAAUAUAGAAUGGUAUAUAUUUGUUUUGACUUUC
Diospyros lotus (date-plum) is the source of this 1013-nucleotide messenger RNA. RefSeq lists its product as uncharacterized. NCBI's taxonomy places the organism in Eukaryota, Viridiplantae, Streptophyta, Magnoliopsida, Ericales, Ebenaceae. Bases 99 to 854 code for a protein of 251 amino acids. The transcript has 2 exons. The record is from RefSeq and is a predicted model, not a curated record.